Molecule: messenger RNA, 919 nt
Organism: Apaloderma vittatum (bar-tailed trogon)
Lineage: Eukaryota; Metazoa; Chordata; Aves; Trogoniformes; Trogonidae
Gene: CGRRF1
Product: cell growth regulator with ring finger domain 1
Exons: 5
Coding region: 71-919 (282 amino acids)
Biological process (GO): negative regulation of cell growth
Source: RefSeq, a predicted model, not a curated record
UUUGGGUGUUCCGGUUAUUCUGAGAAACUCGGAAGAAACAGAAUCCAGCAGGAGAGUACUGAAAAAGCGCAUGAGACAAGUGAAGAAUCCUUUUGGGUUAGAAAUACCUCAUCCUGCAACAGCUUCAGUAACAAAGGGUAUAACACUGACACCUGACUGUCUGGAAGACUGUCGUCUUACAUGCUACUGGGGCUGCAGUGUUCAGAAACUCCACGAAGCAUUGCAGAAACAUGUCUACUGCUUCAGAAUAAAGACUCCUCAGGCACUAGAGGAUGCUCUGUACAGUGAAUACCUCUACCGACAACAGUACUUCAUUAAAAAAAAUGACAAGGAAGAAAAAUAUUGUCAGUUACCAGAAGAUGCUCAAGUUGUCGACUUUGGCCCGGUGCCUAGAUCUCGCUAUCCGUUGGUAGCAUUGUUGACGUUAGCUGAUGAAGAAGACAGAGAAAUAUAUGAUAUUAUUUCAAUGGUGGCUGUAAUUCACAUUCCUGAUGAGAGCUACAGACUUCCCUGCAGAGUAUUAUAUCAGUAUCUACUUCUAGCCCAAGGUCAAUACCAUGAUCUGAAGCAACUCUUCAUGUCUGCAAAUAGUACUGCGCCGUAUUCGAGCGAUACAUUCCCUGGUGAGAAAAGCACCAACAGAAGCUUGCUAGAGAAGGCCGGACUGGCUGAAGAUGAACCAGAAUUGCACGAGGAAAACAGUAAAGACUGUGUCGUCUGCCAGAACGGCACGGUGAACUGGGUGCUCCUGCCCUGCAGGCACACGUGCUUGUGUGAUGGCUGCAUUAAGUAUUUUCAGCAGUGUCCAAUGUGUAGGCAGUUUGUUCAAGAAUCUUUUCCACUUUGUAAUAAAAAGGAGCAAGAUGAAGAUGAAUCAGCCCAUAUCUCGCAAGAUGUUCUUCCUGAAAGAGUUUCUUAA